UUAGCCAGUUCGGGAUUUUGGCCAGUUCCGAAUAAUUCGCUGAUAUAACAGGCGUUAAUAAAUAAAUACAUAAAUCGAAAAAAAUAUUGUUACCCUUAGUAAAAAGGCAUAUUAAUGCUCUAUCGAAUCUUGCAAAGUUUUGAUUUUUUCCGGUCGAUUUGUGUAAGAUAUCGAACUUGAAUAUAGUCGACCUACUUUUACAAUGCAACAAAUCCGGAUCACUUCGACGCUUUGACAUAAAGAAAUAAAAUUUUGUUGUAAACCAGUUACGUGUCUAAAAACAUUUGAGGUGUCAAAAGAGAAAUCAGUAAUGGGAAAAUGUAAGAAAACAGUUGCCAAAACACAUAGCCCACUUUUUGUAACAGCAUCUAAAGUUAAGAAAAAAUACUGCAGAGGAUUCCCUAAAUCCCCAUCAAAAGCAUCCAGAGCAAAGAAGGCUCUGUUUGAGGUACAGUCGGGGAAAAGUAUUAAUAAGUCUGCGGAAAAGUACAAAUUAUCCUUCGGUUAUCUCCAUAGGAGGGUGACUGGUGAAGUUUCUAUAGAAAGUAGAAAUGGACCAUCUCCUUUUUUAUCAGUCGUCGAAGAAAAUUCAAUUGCCAAUUAUGUGAGUGAAAUGGCACAAAGGGGAAUGGGAUUGGGGACAUCUGAUAUAUUAGAUCUGGUCCAAGAAUUCUUAAAAAAAGACAAGCGUAGAAACCCAUUUAAGGAUAGCAGGCCAAGCUAUUCGUGGUAUUAUGCAUUUAUGGCGAGACACUCGGACAAAUUAGAAAAAAAAGAAAAGAAACACUGCUUGAGGCCUCUCGCUCGAAAGUCACCAAAGAAAUUGUAGAUGAAUGGUUUUUAAAGUACAGAGCAUUUCUCUCAGAAAGAAACAUGCUGGAUAAACCACAUAGAAUAUACAAUGCAGAUGAGACGGGCUUUACGAUGGGGAGUAAGGCUGGAGUGGUUGUAGGACCAACAAGACAGAGGUAUACAGAGGACAUUCCGCACUUGUCAGGAGGAUCUACAAAACAACGUAUGACUGUGAUGUAUUGUGGUAAUGCUGAAGGAGUUCUUUUACCACCAUUUUUUGUGUAUCCAAAACCCCAGCCUACUGCAUAUGAUCCUUUAUUAGGAGCCACAAGAGGUUCUGCUAUACAUUACACAAAAAAAGGAUGGAUGGACUCAGAAGCUUUCUCCACAUUCAUCGACCAUUUUCAUAUGAAUGUAAGCAAGAAUGAUAGACCAGUUGUUCUUUUGAUUGACAGCGUAAGUUCACAUAUUAACAUGGACAUAUUUACAAAAGCAAGAAGAAGGGGAAUUGAAAUUUACAGACUAGUACCAAAUGCUACCCAUCUCAUGCAGCCCCUGGACAAAGGAGUUUUUGGUCCUCUGAAAAAAGAAUGGUAUGAUACAGUGCGCAAAAACACAAGAUUAAAUCCUGACAAGCCUAUUGACAAAAAAAGCUUUCCCUCAAAGUUGCAUGAAACUUAUGUUGCAUUUUAUAAACCAAGCAUUAUAAUUGGAGCAUUCAAAGGUUCUGGAAUCUAUCCUGUGAGGCGUUCUGCUAUUUCAAAUGACAGACUAAAACCAUCGUAUACUUUCAUUGACAAGGAAGAAGAUCCCGAAACAGAGAAGACUGUAACCAGAGAUGAUGAAGUGGAAACAAAAGCAGCUACUGAGGCUUUCCAACUAUACAGUGAUACUAUAGGUACACCAGCAAGAAAAAGGUAUGAACAGCGACUAGAAGAAGGAUGGGAUGUGGAAGGACUAUCCCCUGGCUUCACAGUGUAUAAGAAACUGAAAGAAAAGGCUCAUCCUCCUACCAUAAGUAGAACAAAUCCAAGAACUUGUCAACAAGUAUCACACACUACAUCCCAAGAGACUGCUAAGCAACACAGUGUUGAUAUUCCAUUGCCUUCCUCAGGACUGGAUCUGUUAGCAUGUGCAGCCUUAAGUUUACAAGAUGAAGAAAACAAAGAAAAUAUAAAAACUGACAGUAAUAUGCCAUGCAGUACCCCUGCUCCAGAUACAGUUGUAUCAAGUGUGUCACCUGCACUGGAAGAAAUGACAAGAUUACCUAAAAUAACCAAUAUUAAAAAACCAAAACCUAAAAAACUUAUAAGUUCUCUACCAUACAGUUUAACUUCACCCGAUGCUAUAAGACAAAUGGCUCUGCAAGAAUUGAAUUUUGCCAGGGAAAAAGCUAAAAAAGAAAAGGCCGCUAAGAUACGCUACUUAAAGAAGAAAGAGAAGGAGGCUAAAGCAAAUUCAUCUGUGAAAGACACCUGUCGGAAACGAUCUAAAUCAAAGUCCUCCAAAACUGCAAAUAUCAUGUAUGUGAAGAUGAAAUUUAAGAAGUGAAUUAUGCUUUCAUGAAUGUAAUUUUAGUUUUUUAUGAAUGAUAGUUCUUGUAUAUUAGCAUUACAAACUUUUUUGCAAAUAUUUUCCUUAAAUAGUACUUCAUUGCAUCCAUUAAAAAAGUGUUUCUCCAUUUGUUUAUCAGUGCUGUCUCAAUAUAUCUAUUAAUCAAUAUGUAUCAAUAUACUGUAGUAUUCAAGAAUGCAUUGUAUCAAAAAAUUGACUUCCAAUAUGUAUCGAGCAGACAGCUUUUUUCUUAUAUUUCUGUGAAAAUUCUGGGAAUUACAGUCAUCAGAGAUAAUUUUUAAACUUUUUUAACAAUUAAAACUGGUCAAUAUUAAUGAAAUAAACAUUAAGAAGGAGCCCGUCUUAAAUAAAUAUUGCAAAAUUCAUAGACAACAAUAUUGCAGUGUGUUAGUCUUACAGCCAUUAAAAGUUCAAUUUUGAACUGUACUUUGUAAUGACAAUGAGUCAUGAACUUCCAUUUUGGUAAAUUAAAUAAGAUAUCCAGGUGUAUCACAGUGAUGAUCACAGUGCAUCAAAUGAUUAACAUUCGAAAGACUUUUUUGAUAGAUUUUUAAAGAAUCCAAUAUAUCGCAUGUGGCUUAUAAAAGAUCUUAAUAUAUUUGAAGUAUUUCGGUCAGUACACAGCCUUAGUGUUUAUAUCCGAGCACUAUAUACUGACAUAAGUAUUGUUUCCUUAAAGUGCCAUAUUUUUUUUUCAAGAACUAUUCACAGUUUCCAAUAUUGUCUGCUUUGUAUAAUCAGUUUCAUUCCAUGCAGACUUUUUAGUUGUGAUUUUUAUAUUUCACAUAUGUAUGUUUUUUAACAUUUGAAAUGAUGCACAGAAUAGUUUUAAGAGAUGUUUUUAACAUGAAUAAUAAAUACAGGAAAGUUUUAUUUCAUAGCAGUAUUUAAUGUAUUUUUUAAAAAUAUUUUCCAAAUAUGAUUUCUAA
Messenger RNA from Saccostrea cuccullata (small rock oyster), 3296 nucleotides. RefSeq lists its product as uncharacterized. Bases 874 to 2343 code for a protein of 489 amino acids. The record is from RefSeq and is a predicted model, not a curated record. The transcript is spliced from 2 exons. Lineage: Eukaryota; Metazoa; Mollusca; Bivalvia; Ostreida; Ostreidae. Gene Ontology annotation, molecular function: DNA binding. Gene Ontology annotation, cellular component: nucleus.